AUGGUCUACAAUGGCAAGCCAUCCAAAGCUUGCGUCCAUUGCAGGCGGCGGAAACUCCGGUGCGAUCUUCGAAAAGAAGCAUGUGGUCAAUGCGUGAGAGCUGGUCUUACUUGUACUGGCUACCGGGACCCGGGCCAGUUGAGGAUCCAGGAUGAGAGCGAAUCGACCAGACAAAGGGCGUUGGGAUUGAAAUCGCGAUCAAUCACGUCUCCAAUACAUGUGCCACUGGAGGAAAUGGCGCGGGCAGCAUUCUUCUCCCAUUAUGUCCACGGAUUCUCCACAACGUAUGAUGUGCUGGAACUCAUUAGUCGGCAGUCGGGCCUGGACAAGCACCUAGCGGCGAGUGUGGAUGCCGUCAGCCUAGCUUUCUUCACCUUCCAGUACGACGCCGGAUCAGCUCUGAAGCCAGCUCGGGAGAAGUACUUGUCUGCUCUUCCGCUCGUUAAAGCCGCCCUUGGCGCUCCCGAGUUCCUGGCCAGCAAUUCGACCUUGUUGGCAGUGCUCCUUCUUGACCUGUUCGAGAAGAUCACCAACCGCAGUCCCAUCUCAUCUGAGUCAUGGAUGAGUCAUGUCAGGGGUGCUUUGGUGCUUGCCAGGCUAAGAGACCCUGCGCAGCUGAACACAUACAUCGGUCUUCGGCUCUCCGUUCGACUGUUUACCAACAUGCUCAUCAGCUGUGUCGCUGCAAAUGCUCCGAUCCCACCAGCGUUGAUCAAGCUCCGCACCGAGUUACAAGCACACAUGCACCGGGAUGAUCCCAAAUGGCGGGUUUCUGGUCUCGUGAUGAAGUACGCGAAUUUUCGCGGGGCACUUCAAGGUGGGCUCUUGUCGCAUGCUGAAAUUUUGAAGAGGGCAAAGAAGUUAGAUGGAGAGUUCAGCUCACUUGCCCGAGACCUCCCGCCGUGUUGGAUUUCGCAAAGAGUGGCUCUUCGCAAACCGUCAUCCGCAGUUCUGGAGCAAUACUACGAUGUCUACCCGGAUUAUUUUACGGCACAAACGUGCAACGUCAUCCGAAUGAUGCGGAUAUUGCUGAACGAUCUGAUUCGACACACUUACUUGAAGACCGUCGCAGCUUCAGGAUAUCCCGACCCUCAGGGCCUCAACGUUGGUUUCGCCUCGCAUAUUAUCGACUCCAUGGCGAAGGAAAUUUGUGCGGCCGGACCCCAGUUUUCUGGCAUCACUGAAGCUCACAACGGACCCAGCGACGCGUCCCCAAGCCGGAGAAUGCAUUGCUAUACACUUCUAUUUCCAUUUUACGUGGCUGCACUUUCUGCGAGUCCUAAGACCGGAGUCCGAGACUGGGUCAUUCGGCGGUUGAGAGCGAUGGCUACCGAUCUAGGCAUAAAGAAUGCUGUGAGCGUGGCUGAAAUGCUAGAAAGGCGGGAGGGCACCAGCCAUUGGUCUGUCUAUGCUAUCCUGGGCAGCUAUGCGUUCGCGGCGUGA
Molecule: messenger RNA, 1443 nt
Organism: Cladophialophora carrionii CBS 160.54
Lineage: Eukaryota; Fungi; Ascomycota; Eurotiomycetes; Chaetothyriales; Herpotrichiellaceae
Exons: 2
Coding region: 1-1443 (480 amino acids)
Biological process (GO): regulation of DNA-templated transcription
Molecular function (GO): DNA-binding transcription factor activity, RNA polymerase II-specific; zinc ion binding
Source: RefSeq, a predicted model, not a curated record